UAAAAGAGAAAGAGAGAGGCAAACCGAUCACCGUUACACACGGUGUCUACCGGGUUAAAACACCUAGAAACCCAUCUUCAACGAGACAUAUCAUGCGAGCAAUCAAGGCUGCAAGGUCGUGAUCAUAGUGUUGUCAAGUAAUAUCUCCUCGCCGUAGUUUUUGAAUAUAAAAGUUAAUUUAUCAAUCUCGAUAAAUAUUCUGUGUUUAUCUAAGGAUAUGUAGUUCAUCAGUGUGUCUGUAGACAUUUCAAACAAUUACUUUGAUAUGUCAUGUGGUGAAAACAUCGUAUAUUCCUACUUUGAUUAAAGUGACUAUCAGAUACUCUGAUACUGAAAGUAAUAGACCGAACGAAAACUAAAGAAGCUGUAAUUAUUGGAAGAUAAUGAUUAAAUGAUCGGUUAUGGAAUACGGAACAGAAAUAUAUGAAAAAAGUGAAAACAGUAAAGAGAAAAUUGAGUUUUUAGAGAGUAUAUUAAUACCAUGAUUAAACAAUUAAAAAUUACUUAGAAAAAAAGAUUAAAAAACCAUGGACAUCGGAAGCGUAUUAACAGGAGGUUUGACUUCCUCCUUUGGAGGAUUGUCAUGGUUUGUACCAGCCCUUGCUGCGUUGCUUGCUUACUUCCACUAUGAGGUUCUAGAUAAUGAAGCCCCGCCAAUUAAUGUACCAUCGGAAGCACUGUUACCGUCGUACGAUUUUAUUGUAAUAGGUGGCGGAUCGUCAGGAGCUGUAGUAGCAAGUCGUUUGUCCGAAAUCGAAAACUUCAACGUAUUAUUACUAGAAGCGGGAGGUGAUGAAACAGAACUUUCGGAUGUGCCUUUGCUGGCAGGAUUUCUACAACUUAGUCAACUUGACUGGAAAUAUCGCACAGAGCCGCAGGGUGACGCCUGUCUAGGAAUGGAGGACGGGCGUUGUAGGUGGCCGAGAGGCAAGGCCAUUGGCGGAAGCUCUGUUCUCAAUUACAUGCUAUAUCUACGGGGUAAUAAGCGUGACUACAACAUUUGGGAAGAUCUCGGAAAUAUGGGCUGGGGCUGGCGUGACGUCCUUCCUUACUUCAAAAAAUCGGAGGACAACAAAAAUCCAUAUCUGCUUCGCACUCCUUAUCAUGCAAGCGGAGGACUUCUUACUGUGCAAGAAGCGCCGUGGCAUACUCCUCUAGCAACGGCUUUCGUCCAAGCCGGUCAAGAAAUGGGCUACGAAAAUCGAGACAUUAACGGUGCGAUGCAAACAGGAUUUAUGAUCGCUCAAGGUACUAUUCGGCGUGGCAGUCGUUGUUCCAGUGCAAAGGCCUUCCUCAGACCGGUCAGACUCAGGAAGAAUCUUCACGUGGCAAUGCACGCGCACGUCACCAAAAUACUGGUGCAUUCCCAAUCUAAGCGCGCUUACGGCGCGGAAUUCAUCAGAGACGGCAAAGUGUUUCGAAUUCGAGCAAAGAGAGAGGUGAUCCUGUCUGCAGGCGCGGUAAAUUCGCCUCAGCUUCUCAUGCUGUCCGGUAUCGGGCCAAAAGAACAUUUGCGAGAAAUGGGAAUACCCGUAAUUCAGGAUUUGAAAGUCGGCCACAACCUACAGGAUCAUAUUGCUUUAGGUGGUCUCACUUUCAUGGUUAAUCGAGAGAUUUCUAUGGUAGAGAAACGGCUUCAAGACAAUGUUAAAGCUCUGAUACAAUAUUCAGUGUUCAGCGACGGACCUUUGACUGUACUCGGUGGCGUUGAAGGUGUUGCUUUCGUCAACACGAAAUAUGCAAACGCCUCGAUGGACUUUCCCGACAUCGAGCUGCACUUCAUUUCCGGUUCGACCAAUUCCGAUGGCGGGAGGCAGUUGAGAAAAAUACACGGUCUAACAAAACAGUUCUACGAUGUCGUCUACGGGCCGAUUAGUAACAACGACACGUGGAGCGUGCUUCCCAUGCUACUGCGACCGAAAAGCCGAGGCUUCAUUAAACUUCGUAGUAAAAAUCCGUUAGAUCAUCCUCUCAUUUACCCAAACUAUUUCAAAGAACCGCAAGAUAUGGCCACGUUAAUCGAAGGAGUAAAAAUCGGCGUGGCUCUUUCUAGAACCAACGCCUUUAAGCGAUUCGGCAGCGAAUUGAAUCCGUAUCAAUUUCCACAAUGCAAAAAGAUACAUUUGUUUACAGAUAAAUAUUGGGAGUGCAUGAUUAGAACAUAUAGCGCCACUGUGUAUCAUCCCGUUGGAACCUGUAAGAUGGGUCCAUUUUGGGAUCCCGAUGCUGUCGUUGACUCGACGCUUAGAGUAUACGGCAUUGCUGGUCUUCGCGUCAUUGAUUCGUCAAUAAUGCCUAAUCUCGUAAGCGGUAACACCAACGCGCCAGCGAUUAUGAUUGCUGAAAAAGGCAGCGAUGAGAUAAAAAAAUAUUGGUUAACAAUGAAUUCGUCUGACAAUUUAAUGUAAACAAUUCGUGAAUUACAAUUAAAAACUUUUUGUCUCUAAAAAUAUAUAUUACAAUAAUUGGAUAAUCGGUUGAAAUACCGGUGUACAUUAGUAAAAUCCAAAUUAAGAAGAGUGUAUAUAUCAAGACGUACGAUAGGCAGAAUGUUACGAUCUUAAUGAGUAUUAUUUAACAAUAAGUAUAUGUAUUUAUUUAUUACA
Pseudomyrmex gracilis is the source of this 2606-nucleotide messenger RNA. RefSeq names its product glucose dehydrogenase [FAD, quinone]. NCBI's taxonomy places the organism in Eukaryota, Metazoa, Arthropoda, Insecta, Hymenoptera, Formicidae. Gene Ontology annotation, molecular function: oxidoreductase activity, acting on CH-OH group of donors; flavin adenine dinucleotide binding. Bases 528 to 2408 code for a protein of 626 amino acids. The record is from RefSeq and is a predicted model, not a curated record. The transcript has 6 exons.